AAACAGAUCAAUGUAAUAGUCAAAUAAACAGUCGGGUCUCAAUAUUAAAAGCAGCGCAUCGAUUUUCACAUAGUAGUAAUAUUUGUAAAUUCGCUUUUCAAGUUUCUCCCAUGAAGUGGAUCGAAAACACUUCAAAAGUUUUCAAAUCGUUCUAUCCUGCAGUGUCGCUUCAAAACCGAUUUCUUCGCAUGCAAUGAGAGAAGCGAUUUCCGAAUUUUGAGCUGAAACAGAAGAGAUUUUAAGAAAACAUGUUGGAAAAAGCCGGCAAAUUCUCAUUGUCAAAAGACAGUUUCUUUCGGAACAAGAGUUUUAUUUUAGGACUAUCUAUUGGUGCCAUAGUGGUUCUAGUUAUAACAGCUGUUGUAAUAGCUGUGCUUAGAGUAACAGAAGCCAAAGAGAGCGAAUCUGAGUCUCAUUGGAGCUAUGAUAAUCAAGCUGCAUGGCCAGGAUUGUGCCAGAAUGGCACCCGACAAUCUCCCAUCAUAUUAAAUGAGUAUAAUGCAACGAAAGCCACUGUAUCUCCGUUAUAUAUUGAACAUAUCAGUAACUACUUUGAGGACCUCGAGGUGGAAAACAAUGGCCAUACAGUUGAAUUAAUGUUUUCGUCAGUGACCGAUGCACCCACGCUGUCUGGUGCUGGAUUACCUGGAAACUUCACGUUGAAUAAUGUUCAUUUUCACUGGCCUUCAGAGCACAUAAUAAAUGGAGAAUACGCUGAUCUUGAGGCUCAUUUCGUGUUCUACAGUCAAGAAUACGCAAACUUAUCAGAAGCUUUAGAGGUUCCACAUGCUGUUACUGUUGUUGGAGUGCUAUUUGAGGAAGUCGAAGAAGAUAUCGACAAUAGUUUCGAUGUGCUGGACGAUGCAGUGGAAGCGGUGACAUAUCCUGGAACUACCAACACUAAAGGGAACAUAACAUUGGCUGACUUUUUUCCUGACGAAACCGACACAUUUUUCCAGUAUACUGGAUCGUUGACCACUCCAAAAUGCAACGAAAAUAUCAACUGGAUUGUAUUCAAUUCUAAUGGGAUUAUAUCAACUGAUGAUCUCACAAAACUCGUGCACAUUUACACCGAAGAUCACAAGCGAUUAGUAUCGAAUAACAGGCAAUUGCAGAAGAGACGCGGCCGGACUAUUUAUUUAUCCAGCCAAUCCAGCUAGAAGACUGAAUAGAGUUAAGAUAAAUUAUUGCUGUAAUUAUAUUAAUUAUUAGCCAUUAUGUGUGUGAUUAAUUAAAAGUAAGUUGAAUAAACUGAAUUUUGGUGAUUAA
Molecule: messenger RNA, 1269 nt
Organism: Dendroctonus ponderosae (mountain pine beetle)
Lineage: Eukaryota; Metazoa; Arthropoda; Insecta; Coleoptera; Curculionidae
Product: carbonic anhydrase 14
Exons: 7
Coding region: 249-1160 (303 amino acids)
Molecular function (GO): zinc ion binding; carbonate dehydratase activity
Source: RefSeq, a predicted model, not a curated record